AUGCAGAUAGGUAUGCGCGCACGUAGCGCCAGCUGUACGCUAAUGUACAAAAAGGCACUAAAACUGAGCAGGGCCUCACUGGGUAAGACAACUGUGGGACAAAUUGUAAACCUUAUGUCCAACGAUGUUAACCGUUUCGAUGAGGUAUCGGUUAAUAAUAUUAGCGCCAAAUGGAGCAAGGACAUCCCAUACCCGACCCUUGAUAACAUAUCCGUACAUUUAAGACCGGGUGAUCUGUUAGCAGUUAUAGGGCCGGUAGGCUCUGGAAAGCUACCGGUGCUCAAAGGAGACAUACAGAUCACGGGCACCGUUAGCUAUGCGUCGCAAGAGCCGUGGAAUUUCAAUAAUAGCGUCCGAAAUAACAUACUGUUUGGCAGUGAAUACGAUGAGCGCAGAUAUAAUCGUGUGGUAGAGGUGUGCGCCCUGGAAAGGGAUCUAAAAAUACUACCAUUUGGUGACAAAACAUUGGUCGGCGAGAAAGGGGUUCAACUAUCGGGUGGUCAAAAGGCCAGGAUCAAUUUAGCAAGGGACACAGAUAUCGUACUAAUGGACGACCCGUUAAGCGCUGUGGACACCGCCGUAGCCGAGCAUAUAUUUGAUAAGUACGACACUGAUCCUGACGAGUACUUAUCGGACAAAAUACGAAUAUUAGUCACCCAUCAAAUCCAAUUCGUACGUAAAGCCACGCAAAUACUGGUGCUCAAUGAGGGCCGGUGUCUAGGGGUGGGCACCUAUGACCAGCUCCAGGCCCAGGGUCUAGACUUUAUGCAAAUACUCAGCGAACAGGAACGGGAGGCGGCCGAACACAGUCGGGAACUUCAGCGCACUCUGUCGGUCAGUAGCGGCCAUAAACCGGAACCCAAUUUAUUGAGGCCUAGGAAUCAAUCCCGGAGGGCAUCGGUAGCCCUUUCCGAGAUGGAAGUGGUAAAUACCGAGGUGAUCGAUGAUGAUUACACGGGUGACCCUAAAAUACAGGACGAACAGCGAGAGGUGGGUGCCAUUGAUGGUAAAAUCUACUGGGAGUACAUUAAGGCAGGUGCCGGACCCAUACUGUUUACCCUAACAAUAUUAUCGACACUAGUGUCUCAGGGUAUAUUUCAUGCGUCGGACUUAUGGCUAACGGAUUGGACUGACCUCAACCAGAAGGAAGGCCAUGAUAUAAGCGAUAGCGACCAGAGUCGGGGUAUUAUUAUAUACGCGGCACUUAUUGGGGCGUUAUUUGUGACGGCACUCAUGCGGACGACUACGUGGUUCGCGAUGUGUAUGCGGGCGUCCAUUAACCUACACAACAGUAUAUUCAUGCGACUAUUACGGGCGCCUAUAGCCGUGUUUGACAAUAACCCUGUUGGUCGAAUACUGAAUCGAUUUUCAAAGGACACUGGUAUAAUCGAUGAAAUGUUGCCCACUACUGGUGUGCGCGCUUAUGGUGCUCAAAAGGCUUUUGAAAAACAAUUCUACGUAUACCAGGAUGACCACAGUGCCACCUGGUUCCUAUUUGUGUGUUCGUCGAGGGCCUUGGGACUUGUGACUGACUACCUGUGCAUCGUAUAUAUCGUAGCCAUUUCGACGGUAUUAAUGGCAUUCCCCGAUACAGUGUCGGGAGGUGGGGUGGGCCUUGCACUAUCAUCAGUGCUUAUGUUAAUAAAUACGACCCAAUGGGGUGUCCGACAGUCAACGGAAUUUGAGUCUCAAAUGACUUCAGUCGAGCGUAUCAUUGAGUACUCGAGACUACCACAGGAGGCGCCACUAGUCUCACCCGUAAAUGACCCCUACCUUCAAACGCCACCACCUGAUUGGCCGUCAAAUGGACAGAUAGCUUUCAAAAACAUGUCUCUUUGUUACGAGGGCUCAGAUAAGCCGGUGCUUAAAAAUUUACUUUGCACAAUUAAGCCUGGUGAAAAAGUCGGUAUUGUCGGACGUACAGGUGCCGGAAAGUCGUCGAUCAUAUCAGCCUUGUUUCGUAUGUCGGAACCUACAGGUGUGGUAGAGGUGGAUGGAGUCGACACAAAAACUAUUGGUUUACAUGAAUUACGUCGGCGAAUAUCAAUUAUACCGCAGGAACCGGUAGUUUUCACGGGAACCGUACGUCGUAAUCUCGACCCGUUUGCCGAGUUUACGGACAGUCAGAUUUGGGAGGCCUUGGAUGAGACACAGUUAAGGCAUACCGUGAAUGAGCUACCCGGCCAAUUGGACGGGGAGCUUAGUGAAGGUGGGGGUAAUUUGAGUGUAGGCCAGAGACAAUUAGUGUGUUUGGCCAGGGCAAUUUUAAGAGAUAAUAAGAUACUGGUGCUCGAUGAGGCUACGGCUAAUGUGGACUUACAUACCGAUGCACUCAUACAACAGACCAUAAGACAUAAGUUCGCAAACUGUACGGUACUUACGAUCGCACACCGGCUCAACACGAUUAUCGAUUGCGACCGCGUUUUGGUGCUGGACGCGGGUGAGAUCAUGGAGUUUGACGCGCCGUUCGCUUUGUUGCAACGAAAGGCAUAUUUCUAUGACAUGUGCCGUAAGACUGGUCGCGAAAUGUGCAACCAUUUGAUACAAAUGGCUAAAGAGGCACAUCUCAGACGCUAUAACACUAUGGAAGUGGACGGGGAGGACGACUACUGGGUGUUUCCAAUAUUCUGGACUGUGUGGCACAAUACUCGACUGACUAUGGAUGACAUGUACCGGUGCUCACGACAUGAUGAGUCGGAAGGCGCCGAUUGCGUACUACGUGUCGCGCAACCGGUACUAUUGGGUUAUACCAUAGACUACUUUAUCCGCGAAAACGGCGUAACUUAUAGCCAGGCCUGUUGGUCUACUGCCGGUGUGUGCAUGUGCUCGGUCCUUUUAAUAAUAUUAGUUCACGUCCAUAUGGUGGGCCUCAUACAGAUUGCUAUGCGCGCCCGUAGCGCCACCUGCGCCUUAAUAUACAAAAAAAUUAAUGGCACCGUUAGCUAUUCAUCACAAGAGUCCUGGAUAUUCAAUAAUAGUGUCCGAAAUAACAUACUGUUUGGCCGCGAAUAUAAUGAAGAUCGAUAUAAGCGUGUGAUAGAGGUGUGCGCAUUGGAAAGGGAUCUACAGAUACUACCAUUCGGUGAUAAAACACUGGUUGGAGAGAACGGCGUACAAUUAUCAGGGGGUCAAAAGACCAGGGUCAAUUUGGCAAGAGCUCUAUAUAAGGACUCUGAUAUAAUACUAAUGGACGAUCCCUUAAGCGCUGUGGACGCCCCUGUAGCUCAGCAUAUAUUUGAUAAAUGCAUCGAAAAGUUCCUAGCUAAUAAAAUUCGCAUAUUAGUUACGCAUCAAAUUCAAUUCGUACGCAAAGCCACACAGAUACUGGUGCUCGAUGAGGGCGUGUGCAUAGGGUUGGGUACUUAUGAGGAGCUCCAGGCGCAAGGUUUGGAUUUUAAUCAAACACUAGCUGAUCAGGAACGGGAACUUCAUGUAGUGUAUAACGACGCUAAACGGGAACAAAACAUGGUUGAGCACCGGGAUGUGUCCAGUAAUGAGUCGGCAACGCUAACCGAAAUGAUAAAAAAUUCUACAGAACUCGAGUCCCAAAUGACUUCCGUCGAGCGUAUCGUUGAGUACUCGAGACUACCACAGGAGGCGCCACUAGUCUCACCGCCAAACGACCCCUACCUUCAGGCACCCCCAUCCAACUGGCCAUCGAUGGGACAGAUAUCCUUUAAAAACGUGUCGCUAUAUUAUGAAAUGUCGGAUUAUCCAGUACUUAAAAACAUAUCAUGCACAAUUAACUCUGGUGAAAAAGUAGGUAUAGUGGGACGUACCGGUGCCGGAAAAUCGUCACUCAUAUCAGCCCUGUUUCGUAUGACUGAACCUACAGGUGUGGUAGAGGUGGAUGGGAUCGAUACGAAAAGUAUAGGUCUUAACGAAUUACGUCGACGUAUUUCGAUUAUACCGCAAGAAUCGGUAGUUUUCACGGGAACGGUACGUCGUAACCUAGAUCCAUUUGGCGAGUAUAGUGAUAGUAAUAUUUGGAAGGCUUUGGAAAAUACUCAAUUACUACAGGUAGUCAAUGAACUACCCGGCCAGUUGGAAGGUGAGCUAAGUGAAGGUGGGGGUAAUUUGAGUGUAGGACAGAGACAAUUGAUAUGUUUGGCCAGGGCGAUUUUAAGGGAUAAUAAGAUACUGGUGCUCGAUGAGGCAACGGCUAAUGUGGACUUACAUACCGAUGCACUCAUUCAACAGACCAUAAGACAUAAGUUCGCAAACUGUACGGUACUUACGAUCGCACACAGACUUAACACGAUUAUCGAUUGCGACCGCGUUUUGGUGCUGGACGCGGGUGAGAUCAUGGAGUUUGACGCGCCGUAUGUUUUACUGCAACGAAAGGCAUAUUUCUAUGACAUGUGCCGUAAGACCGGUCGCGAGAUGUGCAACCAUUUGAUACAAAUGGCUAAAGAGGCACAUCUCAGACACUAUAACACUAUGGAAGUGGACGGGGAGGGCGAGUAG
Molecule: messenger RNA, 4467 nt
Organism: Oppiella nova
Lineage: Eukaryota; Metazoa; Arthropoda; Arachnida; Sarcoptiformes; Oppiidae
Source: the annotation of a GenBank genome assembly